This is a messenger RNA of Fraxinus pennsylvanica, 1950 nucleotides long. Lineage: Eukaryota; Viridiplantae; Streptophyta; Magnoliopsida; Lamiales; Oleaceae. The record is from the annotation of a GenBank genome assembly.
AUGAUCCCAUUAAUCCUAAUCUUUAUCUUUAUUCAAUUAAUCAGUGUAUCAUCACAAGUUUCGAUUACAGUCACGCCAAAAUCCAUUUCCAAAUCCGGUGAUUCGGUUACCAUCCAAUGGUCCGGUAUUGAUUCCCCUGGAAAACUCGACUGGCUCGGAAUAUACUCUCCGGCAAAUUCUUCCAACAAGAAUUUCAUCGGGUAUUUUUUCCUUUCUUCCUCGCCGGGAUGGGAAUCCGGAUCGGGUUCGAUUACGCUUCCGUUGGUGAGUCUGCGAUCGGAUUAUCAGUUCCGGAUCUUCCACUGGCCGGAGACCGAAGUCAAUAAGAAGCACAUGGACCAUGAUCACAAUCCCCUGCCAGGGACCAAGCACCUGUUGGCGGAAUCGGAUCGUGUCCGGUUUGAACCGGGUCGGGGUCCUGAGCAGGUGCACCUUGCGUUGACGGGUAAGGAGGGGGAGAUGCGGGUCAUGUUCGUGACCCCUGAUGGGAAUGAGAGAUUUGUGAAAUACGGGUUGUCCCCGGAGAAUAUGGACCGGGUAGUGAGCACCCGAGUUGAAAGGUAUGAGAGAGAGGAUCUCUGUGAUGCCCCGGCUAAUGAGAGUAUAGGUUGGAGAGACCCUGGGUCUAUCCAUGAUGGGAUCAUGGUUAAUUUGCAGAAAGGAAAGAGGUAUUAUUAUCAGGUUGGUAGUGAUUCUGGAGGUUGGAGCACAACUUAUAGCUUUGUGUCACCAAAUGAGGAUUCAAGUGAAACGAUUGCGUUCUUAUUUGGGGACAUGGGGACUGCAACUCCGUACUCAACUUUUGUCCGUACGCAGGAUGAGAGCAUAUCCACUGUCAAGUGGAUAAGCCGAGAUAUUGAAGCGCUUGGCGACAAGCCCGCCUUGAUCUCCCAUAUUGGAGACAUUAGCUAUGCCAGAGGCUACUCUUGGUUGUGGGACAACUUCUUCUAUCAGAUUGAACCUGUUGCAUCCAAAGUCCCCUAUCAUGUAUGUAUCGGUAAUCACGAAUAUGAUUGGCCAUCACAGCCUUGGAAGCCCGACUGGGCCAAUGGGAUUUAUGGGAAAGAUGGGGGUGGAGAAUGUGGGGUGCCCUACAGUCUCAGAUUCCACAUGCCUGGAAACUUCUCAGAGCCUACUGGAACUCGAGCCCCUUAUACAAGGAACCUUUACUACUCAUUCGACAUGGGGGUAGUCCACUUUGUAUAUUUUUCAACAGAAACCAAUUUCCUCAAAGGUAGCAAACAGUACGAGUUUUUGAAGCAUGACUUGGAAUCAGUAGAUAGAAAUAGGACCCCUUUUGUGGUCGUCCAGGGGCACAGGCCAAUGUACACGACCAGCUAUGAAUCAAGAGAUGCCCCACUGAGAGACAGGUUGCUCGAGCACCUAGAACCUCUUCUUGUAAAGAACAAGGUGACACUUGCAUUAUGGGGUCAUGUACACAGAUAUGAGCGGUUCUGUCCUCUAAGCAACUUCACGUGUGGAAGCUUGGGCAUUAAUGAGGAGGAAUGGAAGGCGUACCCCGUGCACCUUGUGAUUGGGAUGGCCGGACAAGAUUGGCAACCUAUCUGGCAGCCACGGCCAGACCACCUGACUGAUCCUAUUUUUCCACAACCAGUUCGGUCAUUGUAUCGUGGUGGUGAGUUUGGCUACGUUCGACUUGUCGCGAAUAAGGAUAAGCUCACAUUAUCUUAUGUAGGAAACCAUGAUGGAGAGGUGCACGAUGUGGUAGAGAUCAUGGCUUCGGGUCAAGUUCUUAAUGGCAUUGUUACUCGUGAUGGUGUUGCAGGGAGGGACAAGGUGGAAUCAACAUCUUCAUGGUAUGUUAUGGGCGCCGGUGUACUUAUGCUCGGAGCUUUUAUAGGGUAUAUUUUUGGAUUCGUAACUCGCUCGAGAAAGGAUGCUGCUCUAGGGAAUAGAUGGACUCCAGUGAAAAGUGAUGAAGCUUCAUGA